GCAGCAGCAGCAGCAGCAGCAGCAGCAGCAGCAGGAAAGGCAAUUCAAGGAGAAGGGCUGGAGAGGCUGGCGGAGGACUUGGGAGUGGGACUUGAUGACAUUUUCUUUUUGGUCUUCGCCUUCCACUGCGAAUGCAAAACGCAAGGAGUGAUAACUCGAGAAGACUUCUUUCGGGGGCUGCGGAGUUUAGGUGUAGAUACACUGCAGGGGCUGCAGGCGCAGGUGCAGCAGCAGCAGCAGGCGCCCUACAGGGACUUGCUGCUGCUGCGGCGGGUCUACAGCUUCGCCUUCGGCUACGCGCUGGAGCCGCAGCAGAAGCAGCUCCCCAAAGACCUUGCUGCUGCUUACUGGCUGCUGCUGCUGCAGCCGCUGCAGUGGUGUUUGCUGCAGCCCUUUCUGCAGUACGUGGAGUGUAUCUCCACCUUGCGCAGCAUCAACAAGGACGUCUGGCUCAUGGUCCUCGAGUUCGCCCUCUCCUGCCCCACCAGCAGCAGCAGCAGCAGCAGCAGCAGCAGCAGCAGCAGCAGCAGCAGCGGCAGCGGCAGUGGACCAGUGGACCAGACCAUUGACCGCGUGCUGGCGGAGUACGAAGACGACGGCGCGUGGCCGCUGCUGAUCGACAACUUCGUGGAGUGGAUGCGGGAGCAGCGCAGCAAGAAGUGA
Eimeria necatrix is the source of this 663-nucleotide messenger RNA. Its product is annotated as GI13120, related. The record is from RefSeq and is a predicted model, not a curated record. Gene Ontology annotation, biological process: protein neddylation; positive regulation of ubiquitin-protein transferase activity. Gene Ontology annotation, molecular function: ubiquitin conjugating enzyme binding; cullin family protein binding; ubiquitin-like protein binding. The transcript has a single exon. Gene Ontology annotation, cellular component: ubiquitin ligase complex. The annotation marks the transcript as partial. NCBI's taxonomy places the organism in Eukaryota, Apicomplexa, Conoidasida, Eucoccidiorida, Eimeriidae.